UUUCGAGCAAAAUAGUUCGUUGCAUUCCGGGGAAAUUAUAGUUUUUCUGUAUGCAAACUGAGUGGACACCUUAAACAUGUCUUAACUCUAGUAUACCAGGCUCUAAAGCAGACAGCGAAAAAAUUAUUCUUUCCCAACCAGCCAUAACUAUAAAACAUUUCAUAGAGUAACUGUGAUGCGAAAACAGAACAUGUGGUACGCACAUUUAUUUCAAUUUCUUCGUCGACAUACUCCACUGGCAUCUGGCAAGCAGACAGGAUUUUGUACCAACGUGACCAACCGCCAACGUAGACAACUGAAAACAACCGAUUAACAAAAGCCAACUUCAUCCACAGUACGAACACUUAGUGAUUACAUAAGUGAUAAGAGUUACCGAUUCAAAUCGACCACAACUGAUAGCUGGAUGGACUACUUGUGAACGACUUUUUUUUUUUACAACGAUCCGUGGGUAACCCGGGUUUUUGAGAACUGAGGCCGAGUCUUUUUCCGAUAGCCCUAUUUUUGUAGAUUUGGCAACAUGCAACAGGUACAGCAACAAGUCUUUGUUCCAGCCGUCAAGCUCCAAUGGAAAAGAAAUUGGGUCUGAAUUCGUAACAUGAGAACUGUUGAAAAUUAUUUCUAUGAUCCUGACAGAAACCAUUCAGUUUAAUUCAAUACCUACUUUUUUGGUUGGAUAAAAUUACAAACUACUCACUAUGUUUUGUUUAAACGCCGUGUUCCUGCGCACGUUCUGUUUCUUGUUUGUGCUGCAGAAGGCUUGUUCCGACGACGAUGGUUCCAGUGAAGAUUUAGUGUUUUCAAGCUCAUUGCUGGAAAGUAUGCCACAUUUUCCUUUGAACAUGUUUGGAGACGAUGAAGAAAACAACCUAGAUAUUUCUGGAAAUGGUACACUUGGUCUACUAUCUCCUAACCUGAAUUUGAAUCACCAUACCAAGUAUCAAUGCCACUCCUGUGAACAACCAGAUUGUUUGGAAGAAACUGUUUGCCAUAAUGCUUACCAGUGUUGGAAGUCCAGAGUCAGAGAUCUCUCUGGUCUGGAGUCAGUUUCGAAAGGCUGCACCACAAGUGCUGAACAAGUUGUACUCUAUUGCAAUACAUUGUCCUUUGAUGGAAAUGGAGAAUAUCAAAGGGAGAGCAGUUCAUAUGCCAUUGAAUGUUGUGAAGGAAACUUUUGCAACAACGGAUCUUUUCCUGUGCUUCCUACCACCCAAUAUUCAGGAAGCUCUGAAACUGAUGAUUACCAUGCAACUAUUUUGCGUCUGAUGCUAGCUAUCCUUUGCCCUGUUGUCAUAUUGGGAAUUGCACUUGCCAUAAUUCUUCUGAUGAUGCGCCAUUGGCAUAGACGUCGUAUGGCUCGUCUCACAAUUAUGGAAGGAUCACAAGAUCCAGAAUAUACUUACAGGGAUGAAUUGCGAGUUACAGCUGCUGGAGAUAGUACCUUGCGAGAGGUGUUCGAACAUUCUGUCACGUCUGGAAGUGGCUCUGGUAUGCCUUUACUCAUACAGCGAACAUUGGCUAAACAGAUCACGCUAGGAGAGUGUAUCGGGAAAGGAAGAUAUGGAGAAGUUUGGCGGGGAUUGUGGCAUGGGGAAAGUGUUGCCGUCAAGAUUUUCUUUUCCAGAGAUGAAGCGUCGUGGACCCGCGAAACGGAAAUCUAUAGUACUAUGUUAUUCCGUCACGAAAACAUCUUGGGAUACAUUGGAUCAGACAUGACGUCCCGCAACUCAAUCACACAGUUGUGGCUUGUGACACAUUACCACCCAUUAGGAUCUCUUUACGAUCAUUUGAACCGCCAUUCGCUCAACCACGUACAACUUUUGCAUCUAUGUAUAUCAGCCAUCAGUGGCAUUCUUCACCUUCAUACUGAAAUAUUCGGGACUCAGGGCAAACCAGCAAUAGCCCAUCGGGAUAUCAAAACGAAAAAUAUUCUGGUUAGAUCGAAUGGAAUGUGCGUGAUAGCAGAUUUUGGCUUGGCAGUGACUCACACGCAAACGACGGGAGAAAUGAAUGUUGCCAACAAUCCUCGUGUGGGAACCAAACGCUACAUGAGUCCCGAAGUCCUGGAUCAAACAAUCAAUAUGAGCAUCUUUGAAUCUUUUCGGCGAGUGGACAUGUACGCGUUUGGUCUUGUGUUAUGGGAGAUGUGUCGACGUACUGUGUCAUCAGGGCUUGUUGAAGAGUAUCGACCUCCAUUUUUUGAUAUGGUGCCGUCUGAUCCAAGUUUCGAAGAUAUGCGGAAGGUUGUCUGCAUUGACCAAUACCGACCCGUCGUUCCUUCCUACUGGGAAUCAGAUCCAAUUUUGUCUGGCGUUUGGAUUUUAAUGAAGGAAUGCUGGCACCAAAAUCCGAACGUCCGUCUGCCAGCUCUUCGGCUAAAGAAGUCUCUGUUAAAACUAGCUAUGCAAGACUCUUCUCUAAACUUUCGACUGGAUUUUUAAUGACAACCUGACUUUAAAUAUCAUUUAGAUUUUCUCAGAAAUUCCGAAGAAUCUCUUUCAAGGCAGUUAAGUUCACGUGUAUAAUCAUGUUAGGUUUUGCCCUUGGUUUGUCGUCAUACUUCUACAGCUCUUUAGGCAAAGUGUGAGAGGAGCGCCUUAGAUGUGUAUUGUUGCUAGAGAAGAGCUCGACCCGCGUGAUUCUUUGCACCCACACCGUAUUUUGUGGAAUUGGCAAAGAAAACUCCAAAGUGCCAUAAGUUGUAUUUGCCUUGCCCAUCCGUAACCUUUUUAUGUUGUUGACUACAGUGUGCCAAGAAUGGUAUCUAUCGGAUUCUUCAACCUUUUUUUUCGAAAACAUGAAGAAUCCUGCGGAACAUUCUGCUUUAAUUAAAACAAUGUAAUAUUGUUUUUUUUUUUGCGUUCCGAAAUACGAACCUUGUGACCCUCAAAACA
Molecule: messenger RNA, 2891 nt
Organism: Daphnia carinata
Lineage: Eukaryota; Metazoa; Arthropoda; Branchiopoda; Diplostraca; Daphniidae
Gene: sax
Product: activin receptor type-1-like
Exons: 12
Coding region: 696-2438 (580 amino acids)
Biological process (GO): cellular response to growth factor stimulus; dorsal/ventral pattern formation; BMP signaling pathway
Cellular component (GO): plasma membrane; BMP receptor complex
Molecular function (GO): ATP binding; SMAD binding; transforming growth factor beta receptor activity, type I
Source: RefSeq, a predicted model, not a curated record